GGGUGUUGUCAUCGACGGGUGUCGACGCCACACGCACGCGCGCGACAGACCUUCAGCGUCAGUCCGCCUCAACACGCACUCGGCGUUCACCGACCGCCGACUUUCAACGUUCAGCGUCGACCUCACCCCAGUCGGUGACGAGACACACACGGUCGAACGAUGGCCACCACCCUGUCGCUCUGCGCCCCGAACCGCGUCUCCUGCUCGCGCCUGGGAGGUAAGCGCGCGGUUGGCUCCACCCGCGCGCUCGCCGCGACGCGCGCGCCCGCCCGGUUCGCGUCUAGGAGGAGCGUGACCACCCGCGCGGUCCAGGAGAUCGCCGGUUCGGACUGGAAGAAGGAGGUCCUCGAGUCCGACGUACCGGUGCUCGUGGACUUCUGGGCCACCUGGUGCGGCCCGUGCAAGCUGAUCAGCAAGGUUGUGGAGAAGGCUGAGGAAUCCUACCCGAAGGACAAGCUGAAGAUUGUGAAGAUCGAGGUGGACCCCAACCCGGAUCUGGUGGAGGAGUACGGCGUCUACGGCCUGCCCACCAUCAUCCUAUUCAAGGACGGUAAGAUGGUGGAGGGGAGCAAGCGGGAGGGGGCGAUUAACCUCCCCAAGCUCAAGGAACACCUGUCCGCCUACGGCCUCGACGCGUAGAUUGCACCGCGAGUGAGAAAUUUAACUGCGGGGGGUGUUUGGGCGGGGGCGCUGCGGGUCAGCGUCGAGCGAUUAUAAGAAAUGCAUUCUUUGUAACAGCUGUAUAGGUCUUGAGCC
Molecule: messenger RNA, 756 nt
Organism: Micromonas commoda
Lineage: Eukaryota; Viridiplantae; Chlorophyta; Mamiellophyceae; Mamiellales; Mamiellaceae
Exons: 2
Coding region: 160-639 (159 amino acids)
Cellular component (GO): cytoplasm
Molecular function (GO): oxidoreductase activity, acting on a sulfur group of donors, disulfide as acceptor
Source: RefSeq, a predicted model, not a curated record